AUGGAAACAAUCACAUUGCUCACCGAGGCAGCUCUAGCUGGGGCGAAGUGCAAGGCGUAUGUCUACAUGCUGUUAAACAUUAUACUGUUGGGCUUAUCCCAUAUUCAGGAUUUUGAAUUCGCCGACAGCGAAAAUGGAGUUAACAUUGUGAAAAGAGCUACAGGCUACAUAUAUGACGAUGAGGACUUCCAGGACGAUGAUGCUGGUUCAGCCCCCGACACUGGUUACACUGAGUACGAGGGAAGUGGCACUACAGCAGUGACUACAACCACUCGGAGGUUCGAUGUGGUGGAUUACCCACGUUUCUUCCGGGUGUCAGUCAGUUUCUCCAACUUGCCUUACACAACAAAUAUCUUCAAUAGAGAGAGCCAAGAGUUCAAGGAACAGUCGGAGUUGAUAGCUGCGGAAAUCGAAAAUUUGUUUUGGAAUAUCGAAGGUCGCAAAACUGUGACCGUUCUACAGUACAGUACCGGUGACCAAGGACAGAUACUGGUAACCUUUGAUCUAGGAUAUGAAGGCUCUGAACCUGAUGAGGAACUUAGCCAAGUCUUAGAGGCUGCAGUCAGUGGUGGCAGAAUUGGUAGAUACGCUGUCAGCUCUGAUGGUUUCUCAGUACGAUCACUUGAAGCCACUUCCACAAAGUGCCGGCUGGAUGAACUGUUGUGUGCACAGAACCAGGUUUGUAUACCCAGACUCAAGGCCUGCGACAGAAAUUCAGACUGCCCUGGUGGUGAAGAUGAACAUUUUUGUCGUGAAGUUCAGUGCCCAAUUUUUGUUGGCCGUUCACCGGAGGUUCUACCCAGGAAUGGAACUAACUAUGCCAGCCUGCUAAUCAACAAUGCCUUUCCUUGUGAUGGAGCUGUGGUUGCCUGGGAAUACUACAGAGUCAUUCCUCAAGGAAUCGCAUUUGUUGGUAUUUGGAGGCAACUUGGAGACAGUGAAUUUGUUCUCCUUAGCAAAAAAUAUGUUCAACUGGAAACUCCAAUUCUUGUUCAAAGAGGAGACUUUAUCGGUGUCUUCUAUCCCGAAACAACUCCUAACAAUGUCAUAGCUCAGGCCACCCCAGCGGAUGAUGUUGUUGCACCAACUGAGCUGUACCAGACUUACCUUGCUCAGAUGUAUGAGCAUGAAGUGCAGGAAGGCAUCCCAUUUGACAUCAACACAAUUCGCUAUGUUCAGACAAAUUCCACAUUUGCACUUAGAGCUUUGAUGAAUUAUGACGUUGAGGGCAUAGAAUCCAACCCUUGCAAGUCAAAUGAGUUUUCCUGCGGUAAUGGCUACUGUGUUCUAGCAGAGUACCAGUGUGACGGGCAAAAUGACUGUGAAAAUGGCGCAGACGAGCUCAAUUGUGUUCGUUGCUCUGAGGAUGAAUUCACCUGCAAAAGUGGGGAGUGUAUUGCACAAUUUCUGCGCUGCAACCAAGUAAAGGAUUGUUCUGAUGGAUCUGAUGAAACAGCUUGUCCUGUCUCAUGUAAGGAAGAUGAGCAGUUCACUUGCCAGAAUGGAGAGUGUAUUCCCAUCGGCAGACUGUGCGAUGCCCAGCCUGACUGCAGCGACAACUCUGAUGAAGAUCGAGAACUAUGCUUGCCAACGAUUCCCACAUUUCCUCCUGUUUGUCCCGAGGGGUUCUUCAGAUGUGCACUGGGAAUCUGCGUGGAGAUGACCAAACGCUGUGAUAGAGUCAGUGACUGUCCUGAUGCAACUGAUGAAGUGGAAUGUGAAGGCCGUCGCUGUGAUGAGAGAGAAUUUCGCUGUGAUUCUGGUGCUUGCAUUGAUUCUGGCUUACAGUGUGAUGGGGUUUCUGACUGCGAUGACCAUUCUGAUGAGAUUCGAUGUGUGACAACCUGUUCCUCUGCAGAGUUUACUUGCAAGAGUGGCCAGUGUAUAGAUCUCAGGCGGCGCUGUGACACUUAUCCAGACUGUGUAGAUCAGUCGGAUGAGAUUGGAUGUCCCUGUCGACCAGAACAGUUUGUUUGUGGUGAUGGCCAGUGCAUCUCUGAACUGCUCAGAUGUGAUCGCUCUUAUGAUUGUAGAGACGGCAGUGAUGAGAGGGACUGUCCACGAUGCAGGAGAAAUGAGUUUGAGUGCAACGAUGGAACAUGUAUUGAUCGUCGCAAUAAAUGUGACCGAUCUGUGCAGUGUCCAGAUAGUUCGGAUGAGUUUAAUUGCACUUGUAAUGCAGUAGAGUUUCGUUGUGGCAAUGGCCAGUGUAUUCCACAGCAGACUUUUUGUGACCAGAGGCAGGACUGUGUUGAUGGAACCGAUGAGAGCAACUGCCCUCAAGUUUGCAGAGAAGAUCAGUUUGCGUGUGCAAGUGGUGAAUGCAUCGACCGUCGACGUACCUGUGAUGGCAGAGCUGACUGCCGGGAUCGGUCUGAUGAGCAGAAUUGUCCUAUCCCUCCAUCUUUCCAAUGCAUGCCUGGUCAGUAUCGUUGUGCAACUGGGCAGUGUAUUGAUGCUGGCUUCAAGUGUGACCGGCAGAUAGAUUGUCUUGAUAGGUCAGAUGAGACCAGAUGUCUUCGGCGAUGCCCUGAGACCCAGUUUCAAUGUGACUCCGGUCAUUGUUUGGACGUGCGGAGACGAUGUGAUGGCCGAAGGGAUUGUCCAAAUGGUUCUGAUGAAGUUGGCUGUCCAACUUGCUCACCAGCAGACUUUACCUGUGGUAACAGCCAGUGCAUCCCCAUUACGCAACGAUGUGACAGGCGAAGUGACUGUUCAGAUGGAAGUGACGAAAGAGGAUGCCCGUGUGCUACUGGAGAGUUUACCUGUGUCAGUGAUGGCAGGUGUUUACCACCCGGGUACAGAUGCAAUGGCAAUCCUGACUGUAGAGAUGGCAGUGAUGAACAAGAUUGUGAAAGAUGCCGUGAAGAUCAGUUCCAGUGUGGGACUGGAGAAUGCAUUGACAGUCGUAUGGUGUGUGACAGCAUCUCUGACUGUCCAGAUAGUUCUGAUGAAGAGGUCUGUG
Messenger RNA from Candidula unifasciata, 2965 nucleotides. Lineage: Eukaryota; Metazoa; Mollusca; Gastropoda; Stylommatophora; Geomitridae. The record is from the annotation of a GenBank genome assembly.